Messenger RNA from Dermatophagoides farinae (American house dust mite), 1726 nucleotides. NCBI's taxonomy places the organism in Eukaryota, Metazoa, Arthropoda, Arachnida, Sarcoptiformes, Pyroglyphidae. The record is from RefSeq and is a predicted model, not a curated record.
AAUAAAAAAAAUCAAAUUCUCGAAUCUGCAGCGUUGCCAUCUAUCGUCGGCUAAUCAACUUUUUUCCCAUUUAUUUAAUCAUAUGAUUUUGGUGUUUGCUUUUCAACCGCAUCUUUCAUAACUUGUUUUUUUUUUUUUUUUUGGUUUGCAUACUAUCUUUCUUGUUUCAUACAUUCACUAUUAUCGAUUAUUGGCCAUCUUUGAUGAAUCAACAACAGUUGCCGUCACAUCAUCAAAAAUGAUGGUCAAACUAGUUUUUUAAAUCAAAUUUUAACCGUCUUCAACAAUAAUAUGUAUAUGUACACAUUUAAAUCAAUAUAUUGACACGUACACGUAGGUGUAAUUUUUAUACCGGGGGAAAAAAAAAUUUCACAAAUCAAAAUCGAUAUUGACCUCAAAAAUUAUAACCAUAAAUCUAUUUUCUUCUAUUCAAUUUCUAAAUUUUUGCUUAUUCAGUUUUUUUUUAUUUUUCUUUUUCAUUUAACAUUCAUUCGUUCAAAAACUAAACAUUACAAAAUGAAAAUCAUCACUGUUCAAGCACCGGUCAACAUUGCCGUGAUCAAAUAUUGGGGUAAAAAAGAUGAAAAUCUUAUUAUUCCAUUAAAUGAUUCAAUCAGUGGCACACUUUCGAUGGAUCAUCUUUGUGCAACAACUUCCAUUGCAUUCAGCAAUGAAUUUGAUUCCAAUCGUAUGUGGCUAAAUGGUGUAGAAGUUAAAAUCGAUGAUAAUAAACGAUUAGUUCGUUGUAUUGAAAAUGUUCGAAAAUUAGCCGAAUCAACGGUUGGUUGGCCAUCGAAUCAUUAUAUUCGUAUAUGUUCAAGGAAUAAUUUUCCAACUGCUGCUGGUUUAGCAUCAUCAGCUGCUGGUUAUGCUUGUCUCUGUUAUGCAUUAUGUAAAUUGUUUGAAAUCAACGAUCCUUAUAUUAUAUCAUCAUUAGCUCGAUUAGGUUCUGGUUCAGCUUGUCGUUCAAUUUAUGGCGGUAUUGUACGAUGGAUUGCCGGCUAUGAUCAUCAAACUUCUAUAGCUCGACAAGUGAUUACUGAAAAUGAAUGGCCAGAAAUCCGUAUUUUUGUCUGUGUGGUCAGUGAUCACCGUAAAGAUACAUCAAGUACAUCUGGUAUGCAGCUUAGUUGUCAAACAAGUUCAUUGAUAAAAUAUCGUGCCGAAAAUGUUGUGCCUGAUCAUUGUGAUCAAAUCCAGAAGGCAAUUAAUGAAAGAAAUUUUGAUAAAUUUGCUGAAAUCACCAUGAAAGAUUCGAAUCAAUUUCAUGCUAUUUGUCAGGAUACUUAUCCACCAAUUCGUUAUAUGAAUGAUACUUCCUGGUCCAUUGUAAAUCUGAUUCAUUUUAUUAACCAUUCUUUUGGUCAUAAUGUUGCCUGUUAUACAUUUGAUGCUGGUCCAAAUGCAUGCAUUUAUUGUCUUGACAAUCAUGCUCCAAUACUAAUUAAAUCGAUUCGUCGAAUGUAUCAAAAAAAUGAUGGAACUGAAUUGGAAAUUAAAGGCAUCACAUAUCAAACUGAUCAAAUAGUCAUUGAUCAAAAAAUCAACGAUUACAUUGAUAGCCGUAAACAAAAUGCUGAAGAUUUAAAGUAUAUAAUUUCUACUCGUUUGGGUAGUGGACCAAAAAUUCUUACCAAUCAAUUUGAUUCAAAUUGUCUUCUUCUUGACAAUGGUUUACCAAAAAAUUGAAUCUAUUUUCAUUUAUUAAAUUUUUAUUUAAUUGAAA